Messenger RNA from Linepithema humile (Argentine ant), 1166 nucleotides. Its product is annotated as cytidine deaminase-like. NCBI's taxonomy places the organism in Eukaryota, Metazoa, Arthropoda, Insecta, Hymenoptera, Formicidae. Gene Ontology annotation, molecular function: zinc ion binding; cytidine deaminase activity. Gene Ontology annotation, cellular component: cytosol. The record is from RefSeq and is a predicted model, not a curated record.
CACUCCCUCCAGUUAUUUUCUUAUGUUCACGAGCCUUCUAGACUUAAAUACCCUAGGCAGUCGUCGACACGGGUGUGUACGGAUCGACGUUAGUUGCCGCUGAAUUUUACCAACAGUCCAGCGAUUCUUGGCAGAAUGAACAUCGGGGAGAUAAUCGAUUUCACGACGCUUGAUGCGGAUAUUCAAGAGCUGAUAAGGGAGAGCGCACUGGUACGCGAGAAUUCGUAUUCACCAUACAGCAAAUUCAAGGUCGGCGCAGCAUUACGAUGCAUUGACGGCAGCAUUUCGCGGGGCUGCAACGUGGAGAAUUCCUCCUUUCCGGCAGGUGUGUGCGCCGAAAGUACGGCGAUCGUAAAGGCCGUGUCGGAGGGGAAAAGAAAAUUCACAGCGUUGGCUGUAAUCGCCGAGAAGCAGAACAGUACCACGUUCACCACACCGUGCGGAGUGUGCAGACAGGUCAUCGCCGAGUUCGGUAACAUACCCAUUUAUUUGGCGAGAACCGAUAUGAAACAAGUUCUGCGAACUAGGACGGAUGAAUUAUUCCCAUCGCCGCCGUUCGACACAAACAGCACUUUGUAAUUUAUUUCCAUUCGGUGAUAAUGUUCAGAGGCUAUAACAAAAAUGCGCUGGAUUUUUCCAACAAUGUAUUUUAUUCAAACAUUUGUUGAGAGGACUGAAUGUAGACUUUUGUUAUUUAUUUUAUAACUCAAUAUCUCAAGCUUUAUUUCAAUGGAUUCAAGAUGGAAACGAUGCAAAAGUAUUAUUUACAACAAUAUAAUAGAUAUAUUCCUGCAACGGAUAAAUUUUUUGCAAUUUAUAAAACGAUCACUAGACGUAACACUGAAAAAAAAAGUAAUUGCACCGUAAUCUAGCUUUAAAAAAAAUUAUGAAUGCAUAAGACGUCAACUAAAGAUCUGUAAUGUAUAUGAUGUUGCUAAUCUGUACAUCUAUUUACUAUGAUUGUGAUCGUUAUUCUAUACAUACAAACCAACAAUAAUACAUUAUAUAUAUGUACACAUCAUACGAUUAUCAUAAAGUUAAACGUAAAUAAUAAUUUUGUAAGACUAUAAAUGCAAAAGCUGGUAAUUGCAUAAGUACUUCAUCUUGGCUUCACCUCGGUGAGAUGAUUUAUCUCACUUUUACCAAAAUGGACACCUGUAAUAUAA